AAAUCCGUUUUCAGAUAAUUUUAAAAUCAAAACUAGAAAAUAUACACACUUUAUCUGAGCAGUUUCCAAACAUUGCCUAAGAGUUGUACGCUAUGUUAUGGGUCACAAAAGAAAGAGCAAUGUGAGGUCUUGACGACAAAAGUAAUGGCCCAAUUGCAAGCCGGCCAAUCCUUAUGGAGAAGAAGCAGGCGACAAGAACCCCAAAGAUUCUUAACAGAUAAGAAACCAUAUAAGCUGGCUUGGUAUAGUGGUCAUGUAUCCGUCCGACCAAUCGAUGAAGUAAAGUUCCAGAGCAGAUCAAUUAUAAUUUAGGUACUAACGAACAAGAGAGUUCUUAUCCCUGUUGAUUCCACAGUGUAAUCAACGGGUAUAAUCUUCGGGAGUUGUUUUUUGCUUCCUCUCUUUUCUCAAUCCAAUGAUGGAAAUAGUAGAUGCGAACCUUUUCUGAUCAAUUCCUUCCUGUGCUCUCAAUUCAGAUGCUGCCGAUCUUUUUCCCUUCCAUGGCUAUGUCUUAGAACAAAGAGUUUCUAGUGGCAAGCAGAAGCACCAAGGCAUGUUGAUCUAGAAAUAAUAAAAAAAAAAAGGAAUGGAUUGCUUUAACAAGAAGGAAGAACAAGCACAAAACCUGUAUCAAAGACCCCAACUACAACAUCAUCACCGUAGGUCAAUUGCAACGGAGUUACUUCACCGCUAUACAAGAUGGGAGCUUUCUGUAUACAAUGCAAAAUCAGUCUCCCCGAAAGACCAAAGUCCAUCAGGAAGACCAAUACAGGAUGAUAGAAAGCUACCUUCAAAUCCUGAAGAAGUAGAAGACCUGCGUCGUGAUUCAGCGGCAAAUCCGUUGAUUGCAUUUACGUUCGAUGAACUAAAAUUAAUCACAGAAAAUUUUAGGCAAGAUCAUUUGCUGGGUGGAGGAGGAUUUGGAAGUGUUUAUAAGGGAAUCAUUGCUAAAGAUUCUAGAGAGGAGCUUCAGCCCCUUCAAGUUGCUGUUAAGGUUCAUGAUGGUGAUAACAGUUACCAAGGCCAUAGAGAAUGGCUGGCAGAAGUCAUAUUCCUGGGGCAGCUUUCUCAUCCAAACCUGGUGAAAUUGAUUGGAUAUUGCUGUCAGGACGAACAUAGGGUUCUAAUAUACGAGUAUAUGGCUCGGGGAAGUGUGGAAAACAAUCUGUUUUCAAGAGUGUUGCUCCCUCUUCCAUGGUCUAUUAGAAUGAAGAUUGCCUUUGGUGCAGCAAAGGGACUCGCUUUUCUUCAUGAAGCUGAAAAACCUGUCAUCUAUCGUGAUUUUAAGACAUCUAACAUUCUCUUAGACCAGGACUACAACGCAAAGCUCUCUGACUUUGGCCUUGCAAAAGAUGGACCUAUGGGAGACAAAACUCAUGUUUCCACUCGCAUAAUGGGGACUUACGGGUACGCAGCACCUGAAUAUAUAAUGACAGGCAAGUUUCCCAACUCUGCUAAUGUUAUGCACAGCAUUCAGAAUGAAAGGGACCAAUUUCCUGGCGGCCUCCGACAUGCUCAAGCAAGAAGAAAAUCAUUAGACAAAUCACGACCAGGCCGCGAGCAGAACCUAACGGAUUGGGCUCUUCCCUUGCUUAAAGAGAAAAGGAAAUUGCUCAACAUUGUGGAUCCAAGAUUAGAAGGAUACUAUCCUAUUAAAGGAUUUCAAAAGGCGGCAAUGCUAGCUUAUCAUUGCUUGAACCGAAAUCCGAAAGCAAGACCUCUGAUGCGAGAUGUCGUUGAUUCCUUGGAGCCUUUGCAAGAACCUGAAGAUGUUCCGAACAAAAAAAACUGUGUUCACUGUGAUUAAUAAUGGUGUAGAGUUAAAAGGAAAAGAAGAUUCAGUGUAACUGACAUGAGUCCUGUGUAUUUUGAUUUUGCCAAGUUUUCUUCUGUUUAAGAAGAGAAUUUUUUUUCUUUUUUUUUUUUCUCGCGUUAGAUAGCUAGCUUUUCUUGUGCGUGACUAAAAGAAAAUAAAAUUAUGCCUUCAGUACUCCUUCC
Molecule: messenger RNA, 1998 nt
Organism: Populus nigra (black poplar)
Lineage: Eukaryota; Viridiplantae; Streptophyta; Magnoliopsida; Malpighiales; Salicaceae
Product: probable serine/threonine-protein kinase PBL16
Exons: 8
Coding region: 587-1807 (406 amino acids)
Biological process (GO): protein phosphorylation
Molecular function (GO): ATP binding; protein kinase activity
Source: RefSeq, a predicted model, not a curated record